CGAAGGGGGAGCAAAGCCCCAUCUAAACGCCUCGGCCAGCAUGACCGCGCCUUGGUACCAGCAAAAGCGCCAAAAGAAGCACAGAACCCCGCCGGAGCCCCUCGACGCGAACUCCAGUAGCGACACCGAGCUGCAGGCUGACGAUAGCGACGAGGGCGCCGCCGCGUCCCUCAUCCUGCUCCUCGACCUGCCCAAACAGGAGGCGAGCGGGAGCAAAGGAGCGCCGUUCAACCCACGGGUCCCAUCGCGUCGGCCAGCGGCACGCAAGGGGGAGCGCUGGCAGGUGCCGCCCUCUCACCUCGCCAUCCUCGAGGCGGCCUACCUCGUCAGCGCCUUCCCCUCCUUGGAGGACCGCAAGCGCAUGGCCAGCGCUUUUUCCGUCUCGCCCCGCCAAAUCCAAGUCUGGUCCAGAACAAACGCGCUCGGGACCCUAAGCUCGAGUCGAAGUACACAUGUGGAAGGACUCCCGCCGCCACUGCCGCCACCGCAGCCACCGCUGCCACCGCAGCCACCGCCGCCACCGCAGUGGGCCGGCCGCCUCCGCCGCUCCAGGCACUGCGGCUCCAGGCGGCAGUGCACAAGGCACUGCACAAGUCGCAAUCAGCGGGCGACCGCUGGGCGGAGCAGGCGGCGGGGUGGGCGGCCGAGGUGCAGGCGGCGGCGGCGGCGGCGGCGGAGGCUGCGGCGGCAAAGGCGGCGGCGGCGGCGGCGGCGGCGGCGGCGGAAGAGCAGCCCGUGGCUCCAAGCGGACCCACAUCGCCGCUGGAUGCGGCGGUCUCAAUCGCUGCGCGGCGGCAGGCGAUGCAGCAGGCGCCCGUUGCGCCCAUUGCCCUCCACGCCGUUCGGGUGCCCGGCGGCCUCCACGCCGUUCCGAGUGUAUUUCCUGU
Messenger RNA from Emiliania huxleyi CCMP1516, 887 nucleotides. RefSeq lists its product as hypothetical. Gene Ontology annotation, molecular function: DNA binding. The transcript has 3 exons. The record is from RefSeq and is a predicted model, not a curated record. Lineage: Eukaryota; Haptophyta; Isochrysidales; Noelaerhabdaceae. The annotation marks the transcript as partial.